Molecule: messenger RNA, 3834 nt
Organism: Drosophila guanche
Lineage: Eukaryota; Metazoa; Arthropoda; Insecta; Diptera; Drosophilidae
Product: tetratricopeptide repeat protein 37
Exons: 13
Coding region: 79-3780 (1233 amino acids)
Cellular component (GO): Ski complex
Molecular function (GO): protein binding
Source: RefSeq, a predicted model, not a curated record
CAUAGCUGUCACUCGCCCACAUUUAACAGCACUGUGUUUACAUUGCAAAAUAAUAAACACAAAAGAAAAUUCUUUAGGAUGAGUUCCAAAGAAUCUAAGGCUCUAAUCAAGGAUAUUCGCGAGACAAUCAAGCUUGGCAAGCAUGCUGACGCCAUUCACAAGUGCCAGCGCCUACUAAAAGCCGACCCAAAGAGCAACGCCAUGGGAUACUUGUUGCUGGGUGCUGCCUAUCAGAACGUGGACAAGGCAGAGGCGGCGCAGAGCCUGAGAAAGUCGAUUGAGUACACUGAUGGCCCCGCUACCGUUGCUCUGCAGGGUCUCGCCAAUUGCGCGCCCAACGCCGAGCUGCCAGAGAUCUACGAUGAGCUCGUGGAUCUGCUACCGGAAAAAGCCUUGGACUACUGGGAGAAGCUUUUCGCGCUGGCCUCGGAUGUAACUGUGGCCCCCCUGUGCUUCAAAGUGCUCAAAAAGCGGGCUCAGAAUCCAGACGAUUCCCAUUAUGCCAAAAUCCAAGAGUACUUGGGACGCAUUUGGUUUGCACAGGACUUUGAGAUUUCAACAGAAGAUAAUGCACUCUACACCAAAACGAUGGAAGCGCUGCUGGAGAUCUCUGAGCCUAGUGUGAAAAGUUUGUUGUACAAACGCUACCUUAAAUGGCUAUACAAGCAGAGGGACUAUGUGGCCUGUGUGCGCCACGCCUGCAACAUGACCGUGUCCCAUCCCAAGGAUGUCUAUGGCUACGAGUGGAUAUGCAAGACAUACUGCGAAAACCGCAAUCAGGCAGACAAUGAUGCCUGGCAGCAGGAGCUGAAGCUGCCAAUCCAAGCAUAUGCUGAAAAAUUGCUUGAACUGAACCCCAACUCCAACUUGGCGCUGCUAAUCAAGGCUUUCGAUCUCUAUGCGCAGGGACAGUAUGUUCCAGCGAGACAAUUUGCUGUGCAGGCCCAUCAGAGCCAUCCCACCUACAAGGUGUCGCUGGAGCUCCUGGCCCGAAUCCACAUGGAGUUUGGGGCCUUCAAACUUGCUCUGCAACUUUGGCAGCAGCUCGGCCAAGCGCAUGAGGUUUCUUUGGCAUGGUGUCUGUCUUAUGAAAAAGAUCAAUCCAAAUUGAGGGAAGCCGUCAAAGUGCUGCUGGGAUACGAUAAAUCAGAACCGAAUGUUCGAGCGUUGGCUCGCUGUUACUUCAAAUUGGGCGAGACGCAGCUGCUCAAAGAUUUGCCAUUGGAUGCACUCACCAAAGCGGAAUUUCUCCUAUCACCCGCUGAAGCCAUUCAGGCAAUUGGCAGCGAUGACUCUUUUGAGGCGCUGCUUCUUUGUGGCAAGCUGCAAAUGGAGCAGAAAAACUAUGAAGAGGCGCUAAGCUGCAUGCUUAGGGCCGCUCGGCUGCGGCCGCAUGUUGCCGAGUGUUUCGACUAUCUGGGUCGCUUGUAUCCACUGGCCACUGGUGAUGUGGCCCGGGCGCGCAAAUGCUAUGAGAAGUGCAUUAGCCUCAAUGCUCUGGCGGAGGAGGCUGUGGAUGCGUUGAGCUUUAUCUACCAGCAGCUGGGCGAGGAAGAUCUAAAUGAGGCGCUCCUGCUUAAUACCCUUCGGUACUUGAGCAACGACGAGUCCAUUCGCUUGCAGCACAAGCUGGGCCUGCACUUUCUGCAAGUGAAGAAAUGGGAUAAUGCAAUCCAAUGCUUUCGCAUUGCCAUCAAGCACGACUUUCGGUGCAUGGUCUAUUGGGAAUCACUGGGCGAUGCCUAUGCAGCUCGAGGAUCGUACAACUCGGCUAUUCGUGUCUUCCAGAAAAUCCUCGAGCUGUCCCCAGUCAACUGUUAUGCUCUGCUCCAGAUAGCCGUGAUCAAGACGACGACUCGCAUGUACUCCGAGGCUGUAGAAGAUUUCGAUGCGCUGCUCAAGCUUAAUCCAAACUACCUUCCGGGCCUGAGAGGCGCCGCAGAGGCGCACAUCGGCAUGGCCAACAAUCUGAAGUCCCAAAAUCUUUACGGGCGAGCCAAACAGCAUUUCCAAUACGCUGUGGGACAUCUGCAAAGCGCAUUCACCCAAGUGGAGGCUCAGGGUAUGGUUUGGCUGUGGCGCCUCACGGCAGGCGUAUUUCUGCAGACGGCACAGCUGCCGGCCUCCCUGGCCAACUUGGACGUGGCUGGCAGUUUGGCCAAGCGCGAGGAGGCGAUUGCCUAUCUAUCACGCAAGGAUCUCCUGCAACUGGCUCAGCGCUUCUAUCUGGUCGCCUUGAAAGUGAAGCAGAACACAUAUCUGUGGUACGAGAUGGCACUGGCCAGCUAUUACAGCGCUAUUUUCAUUCCCGAAGAGGCAACGAGCCACCUGGAAACGGCUGCCAAGGUGUGCAAGCGGGCGAUCAAGGAGCGCAGCAAUCGCUGGCAGAACUGGAACCUCCUCGGUGUCAUCAAUAUGCAUGCGGAGCACGAGAACUGGCCCCUGGCCCAGCACUGCUUCAUCCAGGCGCUGAAUCUGGAUCGCAAAUCCUUCACGACAUGGACCAACCUCGGCGUAUUGUACAUCAAAGCGAACGACAUUCGACUGGCCAAUGAGGCCUUCAAGCGCGCCCAACAAUCGAGUCCGAUCUAUGCAAAUGCCUGGAUAGGACAGGCAAUGGUAGCCGAACUGAUUGGCGACCAAGAAGAGGCAUUCGAUCUGUUUCGUCAUUGCCAGCAUUUUGAUUAUCAUCCGGAGGCGGCACUCGGAUUCGCCUACUGGGUCUGUGAGGUGCUCUCCGAUCCCAUUGCCCGGGCCAAGCCCCACAACAGGCAUGCGAUUAGGCACAUGUAUGCAGAUGUCUACGCUUUGGAUGCUAUUAAUUGGUAUGUUCAAAAUGAAGAGUCGGAGGCCAGCAUAGCGUCACUCACGUUUCAGGGAUUCUUAUGCGCCCGCAAAAAGCUUUACCAUCAGGCCAUCAAAGCCUUUACACGCGCCUGUCUGUUGUGCGAGCCUGGCCCUGCGCGGGACACACUGUAUACGAAUCUGGGCUACUUGUACCUGAAGCUGGACCAGCCGGAUCAGGCAGUCAACGCUUUGAAUACGGUGUCCCACGCCACAUUCAAGCCCAUCGUUGGCUUGGCCCUGGCAUAUUACCGAUCGGGUCAGCUGCAGGAAUCGUAUUCGAUAUACAAUUCUGUACUGAACAAUGUGGCGGGACAAGAUGACGACAAGGCGGCAACCAUAUUGGUGGCAAUGGCCUCCAUGAUUUAUGCCUUCCAAGGCGAGGCAGACACCAAAACCCUUCUCUAUCAGUGUAUCCUAACGAAGAACGCGCCCAUCCAAGCCCUCUACUCAUCCUGUGCACUGGGCGUUCUGCACCGCGAUAACGAACUAAACCGGACCGUAAUGUCGGAACUCAGGGCGUACGCUUUAAAUGAGAAGUAUUGCGUCGAUAUAUCCUAUCUAACCGCCCAUUAUAUUCUCAUAAAUGAGGGUGUCCUAGAGGCGCUUCGCUAUUUGCAAAACCGUGUUCGCAUGUUUCCCCGCUCUGAGGGACUUCGCAAGGUGUUGCUCAAGUUUCUUCUUGAUUAUUUCGCGGAUGAUGUUUCUUAUCGACUGGCCACCUCGAAUGUCGGCCUGGGAGCUAUAACACUGGGCCACACAAGCCUGCGAAAUGGCAUUAAGGCCAGCGAGGAGGCGGAAACGCUAAUCUAUGCCAGUCGGGCUGUAAUUCCUGUCGACAAGGUGUGUUCCCUGAAGUUGAUCCAGCGCGCCAUAAAAUUAAAUCCAACUAACAAGCAAGCCAGACAGAUGCUGGCCACCGUUUCUGCCCAUUAAAUGAAUUUUUUCCUGAGUGUUUAUGUCGAGAAUAAAGUGAAUAGAUGUGUAUUU